UGGAUAUAUAUCCACCAUGGUAAUGUCAGUACUUAAUCACAGAUUAUUCUUAUUCUUAUAAUUUAUCAGUAAUAUCGAUUGUCUAUCUGUGAUAUGCGUUUUUUUUUUUUUUUUGUGGUGGCUGUACCUAUGUAAAAUUAUAGGCAUUGGCUUUGAUGCGAUAGUGGUAACGUUAUUGCGGUUAUAACGACUGUCUUUUCCUCUCAUUUGAUUGUUUCUCUCUCUCAAUUUAUUGUUUUUUGAAAUGUAUUAUUAAUUAUUUUAUAUUUGAACUGUGGAAGACUAUUGUUCGUCCGUUGACGUUUCGAGCCGCUGUCAAAAUAUUUUGGAAAUAACCGAUUUGCAAUGGAACAAAAUCCAAUUGGUUCAUCAGAAUCUAACGAAAAUAAUCAGUCACCAACUAUAAAUGAAUGGAGUUAUAAAUGUCAAACUACUAAUAAUGAUAACUUUGAACAAACUUUGGUAGAAACAUUCAAUGAUUCCUCAAUAAAUGAUAAUUCUAAUGCUGGAAGACAUGAAGGUCAUUCUGAUUUCACUAUUAGUGAAAAUACACAAAACCUUUGGAAUAAUCAAUAUGAAUCAAAAGAUAAUCAGGACAAUAAGGAUAACUCAGGAUAUAGAAGAGGAGGGAGAGGAGUGUUUAACAAAACAAACCACAGCCGUAGUUCAAUUGAAAAAUCGUGGGGCCAUGAUUUUUCCAAUAAUUUUCAAAGUAAUAGUGGAAAUACGCGAGGUCGUGGUCGUGGUCGGAAUUUUACCAAAAAAUUUAACGAAGAAAACAAUUCAUUCGGAGAUGAAUCUAAUAAUAGUUUUAACAAUCAAAAUGGUAUUACUGCUACAGGCUACAGAGGACGAGGACGAGGAGGUCAUCGAGGUAGAGGAGGAAGGUUUAGAGAAAAUUCUGGUGGCUUCUAUGAUAAUGAUGGAGAUGGUUUAAAAAUAAAAGAAAACAAACAUAGUGUACCAUAUAUUCCACCAGAUAUUGAAAAUGAAGAAUCUAUUGCUGGAAUUGAAGCAGGUCUGAAUUUUGAUAAGUAUGAAACAAUUGAAGUAAAAGUGAGUGGAACUGAUCCACCAAAAAGUGUGACAUCAUUCCAUAGUUCUGGUCUGCAAGAAGUUUUAUUAGAAAACUUAUCUUUGAAUAAAUUCUCUACAUCAACACCAAUUCAAAAUUAUUCUAUACCCAUUGUCAUUGCUGGAAGAGAUUUGAUGGCCAGUGCUCAGACUGGUUCUGGAAAAACUGCAGCAUUUGUACUACCUAUUUUACAUAAUUUAUUGGAAAAUCCAACAUCAUUAGUUUAUGAUGAAAAUCAUUGUGAGCCUCAAGUUGUCAUUAUGGCACCUACUAGAGAAUUAGUUGUUCAGAUUUGUGAAUGUGUUUGGAAAUUCAGCAAAGGAACUGAUAUCAGAAAUGGAUUAUUGUAUGGAGGUACAUCUGUUGGUCACCAAAAGUCUAAAAUUCUACAGCGAGGAGUUCAUAUUUUGACUGCUACUCCUGGACGCUUGAAUGAUUUUGUUGAAAAAGGUAUUGUUACUUUCUCGUCAAUUAAAUACUUUGUUUUAGAUGAAGCCGACAGAAUGUUACAAAUGGGCUUUAAACAAGAUAUAGAACGAGUAUUGAAACACCCAACUAUGCCUCCUAAUAAUAAGAGACAAACAUUAAUGUUUUCUGCUACAUUUGCGAGUGACAUUCAAUACAUGGCAAAAUCUUAUUUAAAACCAGAUUAUAUAUUUGUAGCUGUUGGUGAAAUAGGAGGAGCUUGUAAAGACGUAGUGCAAACCAUAUUACAAGUUGGGAAAUUUAAAAAGAAGGAAACAUUACUUAAUUUAUUGAAAGAAAUGGAUGAUUGUCAAGGUACAAUAGUAUUUGUUGAACUUAAAAGGACUGCAGAUUAUACUGCUGCAUAUCUAAGUGAAAUGGAUUUUCCAACUACAAGUAUUCAUGGUGAUCGUGAACAACCUGAACGGGAACAAGCUUUAAAUGAUUUAAAAAAAAAAAAAAUGAAAGUUCUAGUGGCUACAGCUGUUGCUGCUCGAGGAUUAGAUAUCAAAGGAAUAAAUCAUGUUGUAAACUUUGAUUUGCCAAAAACAAUUGAUGAAUAUGUUCAUCGUAUUGGACGUACAGGUAGAUUAGGAAAUGCAGGUAAAGCUAUUUCAUUUUUCGACCCUGAAGUGGAUGGACAGUUGGCUCCGGAAUUAAUUAGAAUCCUUUCUAAUGCAGAACAAGAAAUCCCAUCAUGGCUAAAUGAUGCUGCUGCACAUAUGUGUGCUACUCCAGCUUUUGGUGAUUUCAAUGAUAUAAGAACAAAUGUUGAAGUAACUUCUGAAAUGGUUGCCACUGAAGAGGAGGAAUGCUGGUAGACUACUUGUUCAUGACUUAACUGCAUAUAUUUAUUAUUUUUAUAAAAUAUACAUUUUAAAAAUGAAAAAUAAAUAUACAUAAUAUUUUACAAUA
This is a messenger RNA of Sipha flava (yellow sugarcane aphid), 2455 nucleotides long. Its product is annotated as ATP-dependent RNA helicase DDX4-like. The record is from RefSeq and is a predicted model, not a curated record. Gene Ontology annotation, biological process: gamete generation; cell differentiation. NCBI's taxonomy places the organism in Eukaryota, Metazoa, Arthropoda, Insecta, Hemiptera, Aphididae. The transcript is spliced from 9 exons. Gene Ontology annotation, cellular component: P granule; nucleus. The coding region runs from base 346 to 2361 and encodes 671 amino acids. Gene Ontology annotation, molecular function: ATP binding; RNA binding; RNA helicase activity.